AUGAAUACAUCUCCAUUCCCCAUCGCGCUUCUCCCUCAGGAGAUCUUUGAAGAGGUGAUCCUCUAUGCUGCAGUGGAUCGUGGAGUCAAAUUCAGCCCUCAGUUGCUCAGGAAUCUGCGCCUUGUUAACAAGGAUUUUAACCGCGCCGGUACACGUCUCCUCUUUCGAUACUUCAAUGCUACCAUCGGCAGAGGGGUUUCCCCUACUAUGCCACUGUAUGACCUAAGUAAAAUCGUCAAGGCUGGGCAUGGCCACCGGAUCCGGAAACUCAUAAUCGGCAACCUAUGCCCCAUAUGUACAUCAUCUGAUGAAGAUGUUGUCGAUUAUGUGGAGGGAUUUGGAUACUAUUUCCCCGAUAUCUUCCAGCAACUCGUCGGCCUCCAAUCCCUGGACAUAGGACUUGCUAAGGCUUUUACGGCACUAUCGACAGACACUGACCAUUGUGACGCUUACUUUUAUUGUGCUCCACGAUGGCACAUGGUAAGAAAUUUACGAGGAGCUUGA
Molecule: messenger RNA, 504 nt
Organism: Aspergillus terreus NIH2624
Lineage: Eukaryota; Fungi; Ascomycota; Eurotiomycetes; Eurotiales; Aspergillaceae
Exons: 2
Coding region: 1-504 (167 amino acids)
Source: RefSeq, a predicted model, not a curated record